AUGUCGCGUCCGGCCGUGGAAGUAACAAGGCUUCCAAGGUCGUCAUCCGGCGAAACGCUGAAGAUCGGUACUUGGAAUGUGAUGUCAAUGUUGAAGAAGGAGAAGAUUGAAAAUGUUAAGAUAGAGAUGGCAAAAAAUAACCUAAAUGUGCUGGGAUUAGCAGAAGUGAGAUGGAAAGAACAAGGUGAUUUCUGGUUAGAGAAAUACAGGAUCAUUCAUUGUGGUAAUGCAAAAGGAGGUGCAAAUGGUGUGGCUAUUAUAUUAGAUGAGAAAACAGGAAAGCGAGUCAAUAAAGUGGUUCAACACAGUGACAGACUCAUACUAGUGAAAAUAGAGGCGAAACCAGUGGAUAUCGUAAUAGUACAAGUCUAUAUGCCUACUUCAGCAGGUGACGACGAAGAAGUGGAUAAAGUUUAUGAGCAAAUUGAUGAACUAGUUGCAAUAGAAAAAGCCAGUGACUAUUUAAUAAUCACGGGCGAUUGGAACGCUGUAAUUGGUGAAGGCGUUGAUGGAAAGGAAGUUGGCAAUUUUGGACUGGGAAAGAGAAAUGAAAGAGGAGAGAAACUAGUAGAGUUCUGUAGAGAAAAGAAAUUGAUGGUGACAAACACCUGGCUUAUGCAAGAAAAGAGAAGGAGAUACACGUGGAAGAGCCCUAGCGGAAAAGAUCGGUACCAAUUGGAUUACAUUCUGGUAAAUCAAAGAUUCAGCAAUAGCGUGAGGAAGUCAUGUAGUUAUCCAGGAGCAGAUGUUAGCUCAGAUCACAAUUUGAUUAUGAUGAGAAUAAGAGUAAAAUUAAAAGUACUCAAAAAGGCCUCGGUCCGUAGAAAAUGGAAUCUGGAGCUAUUGAAGCAUGAUAGUGGCGGUUUUCGGAAUGAGAUUGAAUGUAGGAUGGAGAAGAUGAAGGGACGGAAAUCGAUAAAUGAAAGCUGGAAUUAUUUGAAAGAGAGUAUCAUAGAAAGUGCAAAAGUAACCAUAGGAUAUGACCCUAGGACUAGAAUUAAGAAACCAUGGAUAACCGAUGAAAUGAUUGAAAAAAUGGAAGAGAGAAGGAAAUGGAAAGGUAUUAACACUGAAGAUGGAAGAAAAAUGUAUCGAAAAUUGAAUAAUGAGCUCCGGAGGAUUACUGACAAGGCAAAUGAGGAUUGGUGGAAAAGGGAGUGCAAUGAACUUGAGUUGCUUAACAAACAGGGCAAAGCAGACUUAGUAUAUUCGAUGGUGAAGAAGCUGACAGGUAGCAAGAAAGCCCAGAGUAAUAUUCAUACAAUAAAGAAUAAAGAUGGCACGCUACUAACAGAUCCGAAGUUAGUGAGACAAAGAUGGAAAGAGUAUAUUGAAGAGCUGUACGACCAAGAUGGUAAGCCCACGGAGGAAGAGAUAGAUUUAGAAAGCGAAAUGGAUGUGGAAGUAGAUAACGUAGGCCCUGGAAUUCUGGAAGACGAAAUUGAAGCAGCGAUAAGUCAAAUGAAAGACAGGAAAGCCUAA
Molecule: messenger RNA, 1482 nt
Organism: Didymodactylos carnosus
Lineage: Eukaryota; Metazoa; Rotifera; Eurotatoria; Philodinida; Philodinidae
Source: the annotation of a GenBank genome assembly